Molecule: messenger RNA, 278 nt
Organism: Dentiscutata erythropus
Lineage: Eukaryota; Fungi; Glomeromycota; Glomeromycetes; Diversisporales; Gigasporaceae
Source: the annotation of a GenBank genome assembly
AAGAAGAACCCUAUAAUAACAUAUCAUUUCAACAAUUUCAAGAAAAUCUACUUGAUUUUUGGGAAUCUACAACAGAUACUGCAGAUAAACAAACACAAAAUUUGCAUAUUUCAACACCUAUUUUAUUCAAUAGUGAUUCUGAAAAAAAUGAAAUAGAAUUUAAUGAAAAUAAUAGUAAUUUUGAUGAGAAUGAAAAUAAUAGUGAUUUUGAAAAAAAUGAAAAUAAUCAACUUUUAGAAGAUGAUAUAGAUGAAUCUAUUAUUGAAGAAGAAAAUUAA